AUCUCAUUUAAUUCCCCAUUUUCACACCAUAAUUUAACUUAACACACACACACACACACACAUAUAUAUAUAAAGAAUUAAUCUUAUCUUACAUUAAGAGAUAUCUCAAACUAAUAACAUGGGGAACACAAUUGGAGGAAGAAACAAAGCAAAGGUGAUGAAGAUCAGUGGGGAAACCUUCAAGGUCAAAACCCCAAUAAGAGCAAGGGAUGUGGUGAAGGACUAUCCAGGCCAUGUGCUUUUGAACUCAGAAGCUGUAAAGCACUUUGGUGUGAGAGCAAAGCCAUUGGAACCGCAACAAGACCUAAGGCCCAAGAAAAUAUACUUCCUAGUACAACUGCCAAAGUUUCCAGAGGAAGAGAAACAAGUGCCGAGAAGAGUGCGUUCUGGCAUUCAAGUGAGUGCCAAGGACAGGCUUGAGUGCCUGAUGCUGUCUCGAAGGUCAGUUUCGGACCUUACGAGUGUCCGAGCCGCGUCGGCCGGCUCGGAAGGUCCGGUUAGGAUGAAGGUUAGGGUGCCGAGGGCUCAAAUGGUAAAAUUGGUUGAAGAGAGCAAUGAUGAUGCGGAAAUUGCUGAGAGGAUUAUAGAGCUUUAUAUGGCUAAUAAUGGUGGGAAGGUGGAAGCGGACAUGGCGGAGGAGGAGGGCGAACAAGGUGUUUUGCGGCAGCGGAAACCGGCCGGCCACGGUGGCAUCAGAGUCAAAGAGAACCUCAAGCCGCGGCAUGAGAAGCGAGUGAGUUUUGUUCCUGUGGAAGAAGGAGAAAUUCGUUUAGAUACAGCUCCUCAAUAGCAGCCAAUCAGAAAGUCACAAAAAUUGCAAUCUACCUUCACCAGGCCUUCUUUACUGGUGCCCUUAAUUUGUAUAUAUAUGAAACAUACUUUCUUUUUGCAUAUAUAGUAUGAUAUUAUUAGCUCCUGUAAAAUUAUUACUUUGUUAACAUCUAGUGGCUCUUUUAUGGAAGACAGGUUUUCUGUCUCAAAAGAGCUUCUCAUGUUGGUGGGGAUGUAUAAAUUAUAAUUUGCCCAAUUCAAAGUGAUUCUCAACUCAAA
Messenger RNA from Prunus persica (peach), 1050 nucleotides. RefSeq lists its product as uncharacterized. Bases 119 to 790 code for a protein of 223 amino acids. Lineage: Eukaryota; Viridiplantae; Streptophyta; Magnoliopsida; Rosales; Rosaceae. The transcript is spliced from 2 exons. The record is from RefSeq and is a predicted model, not a curated record.